Styela clava is the source of this 2869-nucleotide messenger RNA. RefSeq names its product sodium-coupled monocarboxylate transporter 2-like. Gene Ontology annotation, molecular function: symporter activity. NCBI's taxonomy places the organism in Eukaryota, Metazoa, Chordata, Ascidiacea, Stolidobranchia, Styelidae. The record is from RefSeq and is a predicted model, not a curated record. Gene Ontology annotation, biological process: transmembrane transport; sodium ion transport. Gene Ontology annotation, cellular component: membrane.
AUUAAAUCAAGAGAACUAUUUUAUGAAAUGGAAGAAGCAAGUUUAACAACAAAGAAGGACUUGGGUGUUGUUGACUAUAUAUCAUUUGUAGGUUUGCUUCUAACAUCUUGUGGCAUCGGCAUUUUCUAUGCAUAUCGUGACAGAGGAAAUAAGACAACAAAUAAUUAUUACUUCGGGGAGGGAAAAAUCAAUGCGAUUGCUGUUGGACUCUCACUAGCAGUGACCUUCCGGUCCUCCCUGUCGGUCAUCGCAAGUCCUGCAGAAGCAUACAUUACUGGUACAGCUGUUUUGUGGGAAGAAUUUGCCAACACGAUUGUAGUUUUCAUCGUCAUUAUCUACUUUAUUCCAGCAUUUCGUCGCAUGAAACUGAAUACUAUAUUUGAGUUUCUGGAACUUCGUUUCAGUCCAGCUCUUGCAAAGUUAGCAAGCUUCAUGUAUAGUUUCGGUACAAUAUUUUACAUGGGCUCAGCGGUCUACCUCCCGGCUGUUUCCUUGAAUGCAGUUACUUCUAUUCCGUUGGCAUGGAGCAUAAUUCUGACAGGGGGAAUCUGCACUCUAUACACUACUCUGGGAGGAAUGAAGGCAGUGGUGUGGAAUGACGCCGUCCAAUCCUUUGUAAUGAUCAUUGGAAUGUUUGCUGUUACAGUACGAGGGCUCACAUUCAUAGGAGGAUUCGAUGAAAUGAUGGAUGCAUUGGAAAGAGGGGGUCGUUUUACUGGCAUGAAAUUUGAUUAUGGAAUAAUCACUCGUAUUUCACCAACAGCCAUCCUUAUCGGGAAUUUCAUCAUGUGCAUUGACACAUUGUGUUUCUCACAAUCAAUUUUUCAGAGAUUUCUUUCAUGUAAAAGUACACGACAAGCGCAGUAUUCAAUGUUGGUCUACCUUAUACCUACUUUAUUAAUGUCCGUAUCAAUAUAUUUGAAUGGAUUUAUAAUGUACGCCUAUUAUGAAGGAUGUGAUCCAGUAAUAUCUGGUAAGCUAGAAAAUAUCGACCAAGGUAUUCCGUACAUGGCUUUGGAAUUGUUCGAAAAUGUACCAGGUGUGGCCGGAUUGUUCAUAUCUGCAAUAUUCAGUGCAAGUCUCAGUACUAUCUCUUCUUGUCUUAACGCCUUGUCUGUGGUUAUACUAGAAGAUUUUGUAGUGAAGAAGUGGCCGAAUAUGUCCGAAUCUGUGAAACUAUUAACUGGGAAGAUAUCAGUUGUUGUUUUGGGAACUUUGGUGGUCAUCAAUGCUUUUCUGAUCUCAAUUGUGCGAUCAAACGCGAUUGAGUUGCUGUACGGAUUCACCGGAUUAAUAUUUGGGCCUUUGGCUGGAAUUUAUAUUCUUGGAUUGUUUUUUCCGUGGACAAAUAAAUAUGGUGCAUUCAGUGGUUUAUGUUCUGGAUAUGUUUUACUUGCAUUUAUAUUUUUUGGAAACUAUAUUUGGAAUACCGACCCGUAUACUAACGACAUUCCUCCUCGUACGACUGGCUCUUGCCCGGUAUUCAAUAACACCUUUGACGUGUAUAUCAACGUAACAACAACUGCCUUACCCGGAAUAACAUCAGCACCUAUUGAAGUAAAACACACAAUGCUUUUAGACGUGCUGAAUCUUAACUUCAACAUUUUAAUGUUUUUUGGAUGGUCAACUGCUAUCGUUAUCGGAUUGGUUGUGUCUUUUAUUACUGGGCAUACACCAGGAUCUGAAGCGAAUCCAAAUUACUUCAUUCCUCUUUUUGACAACAAGUAUCUUCCUGCAAAAGUAAAAACGUUUUUCCGAUUUGGAGUUCCGGAUUUCAAAAGUGGAAAUGACGAUUCGUCUAACAAAGACUAUAAAGAUGAAGUUGAAUUCAGUAAAAUAUAAUGUAGGAUUAAUAAAAGCUAUUCUUGUCAAUUUUUUUGAAAAAUGAAAUGAGAGAGGCAUUUUUGCCUCGCCCUAGAAUAUACGAUUCCACGGACUUGUUUACGUCGUCUUUUUGACGCAAUAAUGAGUGACUGUGAAGCGUGGCGUGAAUACGCCAGUGUUGCCAACUAAGAUUAUUUUAACCUAGAUUUAGAUUAUAUUCAUAUAAUUUAGAUGUAAUAAAUACCCGUUUAGAUGUUAGAUUAUUUUAGCAUUCAUUUAGUGGAUUAUUUUGACAAAUGUUUAUUUUGCAUUGUUCUCUAGUAGCAAAGAAGUGAAGUGCAGUUCAUGUAGUCACAUAAAAUAUAAUUAUAACCGACUAUAAUUAAUAAGAUAAUAAAUGACUCAUUAUAUCAUACGCAUUACUAUGCUGUAUGUUAACUAAGUGUGUUAGUAGUAUCGAUAUUUCGAUACAAAGGAAACUAUUACAGUAAAAUAUGAAAAUUCAAUGUUCUAUUUACUUAAAAGAUCUUCAAUAAACAUUGUUAUUUGUAUUUUGUUUCUUUGCAUUAUUCAAUAUUAGUGUAUUUGAUAUUCAGAGAUUGCAGUGAGAAAAAUUUACAUCCAUAAUAAUUGUGUAAUUUUUCACUAACGUUCAAGCCUCCACUUAUGGACAGCAAAUAUAUAUGUGUUGGCAAUAACUGAAUUGAAAAAUACAUACACACAGGUUAGGAAGUUUUCAAUUUUUCUCACGAUAAAUACUUAGGUUACCCUAUUUAUAUUCCAAAAACCGUAUUGAUAUAGGCAAUUUUUUUUUUUUUUCUAUUGAAAUGUAACUUUGGUAUGUUUGGAUUAUUAUUUUUUAAAUUUAGAUUAGCCUAUUUUUUGUUAAAAUUCUAGAUUAUUUUUGAACAUUUGACAACCCUGGCAAUACUCCUGUAGGAGUUUAUUUACCACAGACUGCUUUCCAAGUAUAUUUUUUAUUUUUAUCAUGUUGAAUCAAGCUCUUGCUGCUAUACUGUUUAAAUAAAUUCGUCUGUCUGAUAAA